Chroicocephalus ridibundus (black-headed gull) is the source of this 642-nucleotide messenger RNA. Its product is annotated as immunoglobulin superfamily DCC subclass member 4-like. The coding region runs from base 118 to 642 and encodes 174 amino acids. The transcript is spliced from 4 exons. The record is from RefSeq and is a predicted model, not a curated record. Lineage: Eukaryota; Metazoa; Chordata; Aves; Charadriiformes; Laridae.
GCCGCCCCCGGCAGCGGGGCCCGGCGGCGCCGGCGGGCAGCGGCGGGGCUGGGGCUGGGGCUGGGGCGCUCGCACAAGAUGGCGGUGGGGCGGCGGGAGAGCGCGCUCCCCUCUUAGAUGCGACCGCGGCGGCCCCUGCUCCCGGCGCCCGGCGGGGCUUACAUGGCGCUGGAGGACCUGCUUUGUCUCUGCUUCUCCGCCCUCGCCGUCCUCGCCGUGCAAGGGAGGCUGCUGGAAGGGGAUUCUCUGGAGCUGAGCUGUAGUGCUGGUCCUGCGAAGGUGAUAUUGGAGCCAAACCAAGGUGUGGUUUUGGACUGUAACCUGGCCCCUGCUGAGCAGGUGAUCAAUAUCACGUGGAAGAAGAAUGGAUUUCCAUUAGUGGAGCAGGAACAUCUCCACAUGCUUCCAAAUGGAUCGCUCUUCAUCUCAUCCCAGGCUGUGGUAAAGGACAGUAAAUAUCCUGAGAAGGCUGGCGCUGAGGGUAAUUACUCCUGCGUGUCUCACAGCUCCCUAGGGGCUGUCACCAGUCAAACGGCUGCAGUCAGAUUUUCAAGGAAGAAGCACAGUGGCUUCUUUUCUACCCUCAAGAGAAAACUGGGUGUGUUGGAUGAAUGCGACACGAUCCUGAACAACCUGGUGUAG